AUGAAGAAUGAAUUUUCCAGGGAGUAUGACUUGUUAUUGUUCAUAGAGGAGGCAAUUGAAGCGAAAAUUAUUCUUCCUUCAUCAUUAUCAUCAAAUCAUCAUCAAAAUCAACCGACAUCAUCGACAUCUUCCUCUCAAAUUCUUCAUGUUUACUUGUAUGGAUCCCGAGCCUACUUUCCAUCUGAUGAAGAUCAACAACAACAGCAGCUCGGAUCUAACAGAGACUAUGAUACUGUUGUCAUUGUUGAGAAUUGUACCUUUAUCAAAUUGAUGAAUUAUUGCAAAACUCUUCAACAAGAACCUUCUCAUCAUCACACAGAGGAAAAUAUUAAACUUGAAGAAUUCCUACUCAAUUCUAACAAGCAAUACUACAAGAUUCUGUACACUUUUAUGAGGAAUAACGUGGAAAUAUCCAUGUCGAUCUAUUCGGAAAGGAUUUUCCAGAGAAUGAUUCAGGAUCACUCGAUAUUCAUCUUGUUUUGUGUUCAUAAUAGGAAUUCAAUAGUAAAGUGGAAGGAAACUUGGAAUGAACGAGUGGAGGGCUAUAAUUCCAAUGAUCUCUCCCUUUCCGAAUGUUACUAUAGGAAAUACUUUCAGAAACACAAGUUUGUUCCAUCUGUACUAUCGGAAGUGAAUAGAGCUUGGCAAAAGUUCUAUAACAAGAUUGUGAAAGAUCAUGAUGAGAGUAAGGGAACUAAGUUGGUGGUGUACUGCUUUAGAUUCUUGGCUUGGGCUACAGAAUUAUUGCAAUAUCAUUGUGUGGAUGAGUCAGUGUUUAGUGGAAAUGAAAUUUAUUGGAAUUUACAGCAAAAUGUGUUGGAUAAAUUUGAUAGACAGGAUUAUAAGGCCCUGUACAAGACUAUCGAUGAAGAGUAUGGAGAAAAGUAUAGUCUGACAGUAGAUUCAUUCACGAAAUUGUCUGAAUUUUCAUCUCUCUAUCCAAAUAUUAGUCUCACAAAAUCCGAAACAACUGAAGUGAUUAUUAGUGAUCCUUCAAUGGUAUUGAAAGAAAUGAAGCAAUUAUUGGAAGGAUUGAACAGCAUUGAGGAUCUGUAUAGACUCUUUUCAAUUUAUUACAAAAAUUCAGCACAAAGUCAAGGUAUUGCAUUGAGUGCUACCGAUAUGAGUCCAAGGGAUUAUCCAAUUAUUAGCCUGUGCAUUAACUCAUCUGUAAAUAAUUCAAUAUUAUUUGACACUGCUCAACAUUCAAUUCUCAAAGCAAUACCAUUUAUUCCUAAUAUUAGAAUAGAGAUGAACGAAAGUGCUUGCAGAGAAGUGAUGUUGAAGAAUAGUCCUGGAUCAACUUGGCAUGAAAUUUAUACCUCUCGAAAUCAUCAGAAUUGCUUUUUAGUUUGGUGGAACUUUCAAAGUUCAAAGUGGUGCGUGAAUGAAGCAACUAAUUUAACAUUGGCUUUGAGAAUAUUCAUUAAUUACCUACCAUGUUUAUUGAAUAAUGAUCAAUUUGAAAAUUAUUCAAUAACUAUACAACUAGAAAAUUCGAAUGAUAUUACUAUAAUAGGAUUUAAUUAUUUGGAAAAAUCUGGAAAUUAUAGACAACAACUGGUUACCAAAUUUGAGGAUUUUGCUCCAAAUAUUAUUUUCUCUAAAGAGAAUUUUAAUAGAGAUGAAUUUAAUUUAACAUUUAGAAAACCAAUACUCAAAAUUCAGCAACCUAGUGUAGCUUUAACAUUUGAUGGAUACAGAACCUUUGUAUUGAAUCACGAUGAAAUUCAAGAUAUUCUCCAUGACAAUCAAGUGGAAGUUAUUGAAAUAUUUACCUAUUCUUCUGAUGUGGACACAAAGCCACUCUAUACCUCCAUAACUACGCCUUCAUAUAAUUGCCUUCGUAAAAUGAAACAGGUAAUUCUCGAUAAUGGAGAUUGCACGCUCAGAGAAGUCUCACAACUACCAAAGCAUAUAAAGGAAUUGUGCUUGGAAUUCACUCGUUGGAAUUUAAAUAUUAACAAGUUAUUGGAGGACAUACAGCUUGAAUUUUAUGGAAAUACAGUGGAGAUGAUUUGUCAACAAAUUGAAUUAUAUAGUUCUUUAAUUUCAAACCUUAGAGAAACUAUUCAAAAGCUAUCUAAUAUUUCGGAACCCAAACUUUUGGACAAGAAUAUAAAAGAAAUUAUCACCAGUAAGCAAACAGUUUCACUACUCAAGGCAAUUCUAUUCCGAGUUCAACAAAAAUCCUCAGUGGGUGAUAUAAUUAUUAGAUGCAUUAGAAAUACAUACCGUCAAAGAUUAUUAACACUGUUGGAAGAAGUUUCUAAAAAACCUCAACAGUAG
This is a messenger RNA of Naegleria gruberi, 2289 nucleotides long. RefSeq lists its product as uncharacterized. NCBI's taxonomy places the organism in Eukaryota, Heterolobosea, Eutetramitea, Acrasida, Naegleriidae. The record is from RefSeq and is a predicted model, not a curated record. Bases 1 to 2289 code for a protein of 762 amino acids. The transcript has a single exon.